GGGGCAUGCUGCGACCUCAACAACAUUAAUUCUCUUUCUGUGUACACCUUUAUACACACUCUCUGAGACUCUUCCACAUCUAACUGCUCAUAAACUUUUACUGAACGCGUUCAGUGUUCAUAUUCGACCAUACGAGGAAACACUAUGAAGAGACUUGUACAGCGCAUGUAUCGUCUGCGCAUGCGCGAUCCGCCUCCUGCAAACACCAUGGCGCAGCAAGAGCCGAAUGGAGAUUUUCCAUAUUUACCUUCAGGGGCGGCCGAGGUGAACCGAAUGAUAAAGGAGCACAGUGACUUGUUCUCUGAUUCACAAUGUAAAGUGUGUAGCGCUGUUUUAAUCUCAGAAUCCCAGAAACUUGCACAUUACCAGAGCAAAAAACAUGCGAGCAAAGUACGCCGGUACAUGAGCAUUCAUGGUAAUGAGGAGCCCGUUGCAAAACGGUUCAAGCCUUCAGGUGAUAUAAGUAAUGUUGAGGAAGGGGACAAAUACAAAGCCUGCGAUGUGUGCAACAUGACAUUCUCUUCCCCGGUAGUGGCACAGUCACAUUACCAGGGCAAAGUUCACUCCAAGAACCUUCGCUUGAAGACCUUCGGUCAGAAGACUCCUGCAUUACCUCAGCCCAAAAUACAGGUGAAGAAGGAUGAAGUACUACCUGAAAGUGCACAGGGGCCAGCAAAACAGGACCCCAACCGCUUCUGCUCCAUCUGUCAAGCUUCCUUCAACAAUCCCCUCAUGGCUCAGCAGCACUACAGUGGCAAGAAACAUAAAAAACACCUUACUAAACAGAAGCUGAUGGAGACUUAUGGGCCGUCCUCUGCACCAGCCUCCACAGUAAAGGGCUACCCAUGUACUGUGUGCAACAUUGAGCUGAACUCUGUGGAGCAGUACCAGGCCCACAUCAGCGGGUCCAAACACAAGAACCAUGGCAAACUGAAGAAGGGGCCAAAUGCAUCGGCUGGCCCUCCUGAGAACUACCAGCCUGAUUUCCAGUUACCACCCAACCAGGAAGGACCAGAGGACACAUGGGACUUGGACAACUUCAACGAGGGCUAUGAGUGAGAAGUCCUCUGCUCAUUUGUGACAAGCUCCCUCUGUUUAGGCACAGGUCAAUGUGUCUGCACUGUGCAUCUCCUAAUGCCAGCUUUUCACCACACUACAUCUCUUCCUGUCUAUUCUUGUCACUCUCACAAAUGGUUGAGGGACCACAAUAACCCCCCCCCCCCCCCCCAUAAAUGAAGGCAAGGAGACAAAACUUAAGACUGCAGCUUUUUCCAGUGUUAGGAUUGUUAAUUAGUGUUAUGUUACUUGUUUGUUUGGUUUACAAAAAAAGAUUUUCACAAUCUUCACAUACAGAUGCAGGUCCUGAAGGUUGUUUGAGGAGAUGUUUUGUUUAUUAUAUGUUUGAUACUCUUACUUGUUGCUUAUUAUUUUAACUACUCAAGCUCCUUAUUUUGUUAAAUGAAUGUCUGAUUUCAGAGCUGUUGAAUUUGAUGGUGUGCAAUGUU
This is a messenger RNA of Carassius carassius (crucian carp), 1505 nucleotides long. RefSeq names its product zinc finger protein 346-like. The transcript has 8 exons. NCBI's taxonomy places the organism in Eukaryota, Metazoa, Chordata, Actinopteri, Cypriniformes, Cyprinidae. Bases 145 to 1059 code for a protein of 304 amino acids. Gene Ontology annotation, molecular function: nucleic acid binding; zinc ion binding. The record is from RefSeq and is a predicted model, not a curated record.